GGUACAUGUGAGAAAUCAGGAGAGAAAGAAACGUCUUAUUACUCGUGCUGUUUUGUGCCUUUAGAGACCUUGUAUCGUCAGAUGCAAUUUUGAAGGAUGAAGCGCCUUUAUGUUGGUGGCCUUGGCCACACAAUAUCUCAGAAAGACCUUAGAGAUCGAUUUGGAAAAUUUGGUGAGGUCUCUGAUGUGGAGAUAAUAACAAGAAAUGAUGAAUAUGGGGCUCCUCUGAAGACAUUUGGUUAUAUCAAUAUAAAUAUUACUGAUUCUGACUUCAAAAGAUGUGUGACUGUCUUAAACAAAUCCAAAUGGAAAGGCGGUACAUUACAAAUUGAAUUGGCUAAGGAAAGCUUUUUACACAGACUUGCCGAAGAGCGACAACAAGCAGCCAGGAAGGUUCAAACACCAGCAAUUGAACCCAAAGACAAAAUAGUAGAGUCUCUGAAGGCAGCUGGUGUUGAGGACUUCCACAUGAAAGCAGCUGUUCCGGGCACAGAGAUCCCAGGCCAUAAGAAUUGGGUUGUGAGCAAAUUUGGAAGAGUCCUUCCUGUCCUUCAUCUUAAAUGCCAAGGGAAAAACAAAGUCUUUAAAUAUGAUCCAUCAAAGCACUGCCACAAUAUCAAGAAACUGGACCCUAAAGAGGAUUCCACUUCAGUGUCCAAAUUGACAUGGGAGUUAGAUGCUUGGAAUGAUGAAAUCAGCAAGAAGAGAAGAGGAGAGUUCCCCCCACAGAAAAAGAUCCUUAAGAAGAGCAAAAUUGAUUCUGUCACAAGAACAACUCCAUGUGAAAUUCGCAAAGUGGCUGCCAGUGAGAAGAGGAUUUCGGUUCGGGUUACACAAGAUGAUACCAUGGCAAAAGAGGAGUUAAACCCUCUUGGACAGAAACACAUGUAUGUUCCUUUGGCAAAAGGAAAGCCAAACUAUCUUGGACAGAAACACACAUGUGUUUUGGAUAGUGAUGCUGACUCGGAGGAUGAAAUAAGGAUACUGGUUGCACAAGCGCGUUUACAAGAUCGAAAAUUAGUCACUACAGAAGACGAUGAUAAAUUAGAGGUGGUUGGAGAUGACUUUGUGGUGAAGUCCACCAUGUUCUGUGGUGGAGGGGAAAAUGACCUGAAAACUAAACUUGAAUUAACAUUAAAUAUUGAUGAGGAAUAUGACUCAGCUGACACAGAUGAAAUACUCACUCAGAACAAGAAUGCAAGUAAUACUGAUUGCCUAACCAAAUAUGUACCAGUCAGUGAAUACACUCUUCCAAAAUCCAGUAAAGAUAAAGUUAAAGGGAAGAAGAAAGAUGCCAAGAAGGAUGCAAAGCCUAGCACAGAGUCGGAUCUUAGUGAUGAAUCGUCUAGUGAAAGUUUAGAUUCUGAAUAUAGAGCUAUGAUGGGUAACUGCCAUAGGCUGGACCUCUCUCUAGCGGAUUUGGAACAUCUUGUUCAAAACUUGGAGGAAGCGGCCUCAGACGAACGUAACGAUGAGUUGAGUGACCUGACAACUGGGCCUAGUGACCUGCCCAAAGCAUCACCAAGCUCUGAAACAAUGCCUAUAAAAGCAGCAUCAAAAAAGAGGGGUAAUAACCCAGAGGAUAUCUUGGCUUCUCUCUUUGAACCUGACUUUGAGAAAGAGGAGAAAAAGAAAAAUAUUGCAAAAUUAUCUCUUCCUGCUUUUAUUGGUUCUAAGGACCUUUUUGAUUCAGUUCCUGUAUCUUCAAGGUCAAGGCUCAAAAGACCAGCAGGAUAUAUGGCCAGUGAACCUAAAGGAGAAUCCAAAAAACUCAAACAAGACUCAAAAACCUUGUCAAAGCAACGUGCCUUAGAAGGUAGAAGCAAAAAUCAGAUGUCUGAACCUUUGCAUCAAGAAGACGCAGUUGCAACAGGAGGCCCGGUUCGAUCCAUCCCCACAGAGAAAGAGGAAAAAAGGACUCCGCUUCCCCAUACUGGUUCUUCAUCUAAAUGUUGUUCAUCUAGCGAUGAAAUGGAGAGUGAUGGUUCUAACAGCUCCCUAUCCACAGAAUCAGAGACAAGUGAAGAGGAAAAUAAUAGCUCAAAUGUAGUUCUUGGGGCCGUGGAUGUCCCCAGUUCUAAACAGACCCACGUAAAUGCUGCAUCACCAUUUCAGCAAUCAACUGCUUCAGACCUACUCAAGCAGCAACAGGAUAACCUAAAACGUCUUGCCGCCCUAGAGCAGAGGCAGAAAGAGGCGGAGCAACAGAAAAAACUUAUUCAAGGAGCUCUUUCUACAUUGGAUUACCCAAAUGCAAACAAAGGGAAGCACAUUGUGUUUGAUUCUGAUGAGGAAGUUAAUGAUGACAAGGAAAACCCUACAGUCCAGAAAAAGAGCCUAUUUGAGGAGUCCUCGCUGUCUGACGUGGAAGAUGGAUCAGGAGCUCAAGGGAAAAAAGGCAUCAAAGAAAAGGAGUUCUCAAAGGCAGGGUGUAGCAAAUUGUUUGAUAGCAGUGAGGAUGAAGACGGCGGCAAAGAGGAAGAUCGUUUCUGGAUAAAACCCCAAUUUGAAGGCAAAGCCGGGCAAAAGUUAAUGGAAUUACAAUACAGAUUCGGAACAGAUUCAAGGUUUCAGAUGGACGCAAAGUUUCUGGAAAGCGAUGGUGAAACAGAGGAACCAGAUGCAGAAUCUUCUGAAAUGGCACCUGAACAGGAUCUCAUCAAAGAGAAGAAGAAAAACCUAUCCAUCCUACAGAGCGUUCUUAAUGUAAGCAUUCAGCCAAGUAACAUGAGUAAAGCACAAGGGAAAAGAAAGACCUUCAGGGAUAUAUCAGCCUUGCAUUACGACCCAACAGAAGAGGCACACACAGCUUUUGAAACCAAAACAGAACCACCAAAAAAAGAAAGUAAAGCUGCAAGACGAAAGAAACGCGAGGAGGCAAAGAAACUUCCAGAAGUUUCUAACAAGAUUUAUUAUGAUGUGAUGGUGGACUUGAAAGAGUCCUUUGGUGCGCUGAAAGAGAGCGAAGGUGACAAGGCAGAAGUUCCAUGGGACAAACAGGAUGAUGAGGAUGAAGCAACAGGCGAAUACACGCACUUGCCGUCUUUCUCAUCCAAGUUCGAAACCCAGAAAGAUGCAUCAUGUGGUUUUAAGUUCUCUUUUUUUGGAGAUAAUACAGUAUCAGAUACCAUCCCUAAUACAGCUGAAUACAAAAUUGAGACUUUGAAAGGGGCGAAAAUGCCAUGGCACGUGGACCCUCGUUUCCAGGACAGCAGUUCAGAGGAUGAAGAUGUGGAGGAGGAAGAGGAAACGAAAGACCAGACAGCCUCCAUCACCACCACCACUCAAGAGCUGGCCCCGACAAAAAAGCUUUUCUUUUUCUACGAAGGGGACAUAAGGUUAAAGGAGGGGCCUGGUAUGUUCUAUAGGAAUGAGAGACUGGAAGACCAGAGAGAUUCAUGGGAGGAAAGGAGAGCAGGACUUAUAGCGGACUACCGGAAGAAGCACAAGGAUGCCCAAAGAAGACAAAAUGUAAAAGUAAAAAGCUGAAUUACCUGCAAAACUACUCUGACUUAAUUUACUCAGCAAAAGGACUUUGUAUAAUUUCCUUUUUUUGAGAUUAAGAUGUUACUUCAGGCAAAUCUGCAAACCUAAAUAAUGAGAUUUCAUUUAUAUAGUAAAACUAAUUUAAAUUUAAUACCGGAAUGUAUUAAAUUCAUGUUCAUAAAUGUAAAUGGUAUCCUUUCUUUGUAAUUAAACUUAACAUUUUCACCACUGGAUGUCAGAGUUACUGUAGCAUUUAGGUAUAGUGUUCCCUCAGCUUUCUGUUUGUUUUAUUAUAUAUAUAUUAGUGGGUGUGUGUGUUUUCUCUUUCA
Molecule: messenger RNA, 3815 nt
Organism: Electrophorus electricus (electric eel)
Lineage: Eukaryota; Metazoa; Chordata; Actinopteri; Gymnotiformes; Gymnotidae
Gene: nol8
Product: nucleolar protein 8
Biological process (GO): protein localization to nucleolus
Cellular component (GO): nucleolus
Molecular function (GO): RNA binding
Source: RefSeq, a predicted model, not a curated record